AUGUGGUCCCAAACCCGCCUCCCUCCCCACCCUGCGAUGUCAGAAAAAACACGACAGGACAAAUUGGCUGCAGCCAAGAAAAAGUUAAAACAGUAUCAGCAGAGGAACAGCCCUGGUGUUCUGACAGGAGUGAAGACAAAGAAGAAAAAAACUGGAAGUAGCCCUGAGACAACCACUUCUGGUAGUUGCCACUCACCUGAGGAUAGCUGGUAUCAAGAACUAGCAGUAGCCCUGGACUCAAACUCCACGACAAUCAAUCACCUUAAUGAAAACAUAGAAUCAUUGAAACAACAGAAGAAACAAGUGGAACAUCAGCUGGAAGAAGAAAAGAAAGCAAACAAUGAAAUACACAAAGCACAAAUGGAGCAGUUAUAGACAAUCAACAUCCUCAUGUUGGACAUGCUGGAAAAGGCAGACUUGAAGACCACCCUUUACCAUACUAAACGUGCUGCCAGACACUUCGAAGAAGAGUCCAAGGAUCUGGCCAGCCGCCUGCAAUACUCCUUGCAGCGUACUCAAGAAUUGGAGCGAGCUCUCUCUGCUGUGUCUACACAGCAGCAAGAAGAGGACAGGUCCUCAAGCCACAGUGAAGCAGUCCUCCAGCAGCAGUUACAGCAGUCCACAAAGGAGCAGGCGCUGCUGAACACACACGUGACACAGAUGACAGAGUCACUGAAGCAAGUCCAGCUAGAGAGAGGUGAAUAUGCUCAACAUAUAAAAGGAGAGAGGGCCCGGUGGCAGGAGAGGAUGUGGAAAAUGUCGGUGGAGGCUCACGCAUUGAAGGAGGAGAAGAAGCGUGACAUACAUCGGAUACAGGAGCUGGAGAGGAGCUUGUCCGAACUCCAACCCCACAUGGCUGAGCCCCCAUCCCCAGCGCCCCCAGCAGGGCCCUCUGAGGUGGAGCAGCUACAAGAUGAGGCCAAACACCUGAGGAAGGAGGUGGAGAGUUUGGUGGGAAAACUCCAAUCCCAGGUGGAAAACAAUCAGGCCUUGAGUCUCCUGAGCAAGGAGCAAAAGGAGAGGCUUCAGGAGCAGGAGAAGAGGCUCCAGGAGCAGGAGGAGAGGAGUCUUAGGGAGCAGGAGAGGCUGUGUGAGCAAAAGGAGAGGCUUCAGGAGCAGGGUGAGAGGCUGCGAAAGCAGGAGGAGAGGCUGCGAAAGCAGGAGGAGAGACUGCGAAAGGAGGAGGAGAGGCUGCAAAAGCAGGAGAAGAGGCUGUGGGAUCAGGAGGAGAGGCUGUGGGAGAAGGAGGAGAGGCUACGAAAGCAGGAGGAGAGGCUGCGAAUGCAGGAGGAGAGGCUCACACUCUCCCAGAACCAAAAGCUCGACAAGCAGCUGGCCGAGCCACAGUGCGGCUUCAAAGAUCUGAACAACGAGAACAAGAGCGCUCUGCAGUUGGAGCAGCAAGUAAAGGAGCUGCAGGAGAAGCUGAGUGAGGAGCACCUAGAAGCAGCCAGCCAGCAGAAUCAACAGCCAGAGGCCCAGUUGAGCCUCAUGGCUAUCCCUGGAGAAGGAGAUGAAGGAGGACAUCUGGACGGUGAGGAGGAGGAGGCGCUUCAGCUCAUGCCAAGCAUCCCAAAGGACCCGGAGAGCCAGGAGGCCAUGAGCGGCUUUAUGGACCUCCCGAAGGAGAAGGCGGACGGGAAGCAGCAGGUGGAAAAACUAGAGCUUGGAUUCAUCCAGCUCUCUGGAGCAAGAGAGGGCAUGAGAGAGUACAUCACCAUACGUGAGAGCCAUGGGGCAGUGCCAAACACACGGCACCAGAAGGAGGACAUCAUCAGGCUGGCCCAGGAGGAGGAGGAGGAGAUGAAGGUGAAGCUGCUGGAACUGCAGGAUCUGGUGUUGCCACUUGUCGACGACCACAAGGGGCAUGACAAAUUCCUCCCCACUGCCCGGAACCCUGCUGAUGAGCCCGCUCCAGGGUCCCCAGGCCCCCAGGAGCUUGGGGCUGCGGAGGAGCAGGGUGAUCUUUGUGAGGUGAGCCUGGCCGACAGCGUGGAGCCUGCACCGGGAGAGGCCAGGGAGGGUUCUCCCCGUGGCAACCCCACCGCACAGAAGAUCGUGCAGCUGCUUCCCGUAAGGCAGGACACCCAGGAGCACCCAGGCUUGGCCAGCAAACCCUGCAUCCCAUUCUUUUACCGGGCAGCAGAGAACAGGGAGAUAAACAUCAUCAUCAUCUGAGAGCUGGUCAAGAAAUUUAAAAACAACAACAACGACAUGUUAUGUGGUUAAUCUCCUACACAAUUCAUUUACUUCACUUGAAUGUUAGAGCCACUCAUGUUUGUUUGUGUUUCUAUUUUGAGUUUAAAUUUAUUUAUAAAAAGUUAAGGGAGAGGGAUCUUUCCCUGAUGUUCACUCUGGCAUCCUUUAGCAUUUUCGUUUUUUUAUCUGAUAAUUGUAGGUUAUUAGCAUGCAUAUCGAGUUUGCCCUUACGUGGUGGGAGUUCAAACACACAAAGACCCACUAUGUGCACAAAACUAUUCUUGCUGGUUUGGAAUAGGCCGCCAUGCUUUUUAAAUGUCAUUGCAGCGUGUAUAUUCAUUACAGAAUUCAGAUAAAAUCUGCUUAUGUUCUGCUAUGAUGUUUGAUCGAAUCCUAAUCACAGUGAGCUCUUCAUUAGCUCAAUAUGUGGUUUGCCCUCAAGUGCGCACUGUUUCUUACUUUGUAAUAUGCCACUGUGAGUACUGACAUUUAGAGUUGUUUAAAGGCCGAGAACUGGAAACAGCUUUUCCCUGUUUUCUGUGUAUUGGGGAUGGGAGUGAUAACAUUUUGGGGAGCUUUUUAAAUCUCACAGAAGAGGGAAGUGGCCUGCGCUGGCAGGUGUGUGCAGGAUAGAGUGUGUUUCAUUUGUUCUGGUGCCAAGAAUGAGCGCCGUACUAUGGUAGUUCCCUUAGGAUUUGUAUGUGCUCUGGGCUCAUGAAGAUAUUGCAUCAUGAGCUGCAGCAGUUGGACUCUUUCUCAGUGACCUAAAAGGGUUAUUUCUGAAGAAUGAAGGGCUCCCAUCAUUGACUGUGGAAGUGGAAACUCUUUUCUAGCUUAGAGCCUUCAUAUCCACAAUACAUUUUAAUGUCAGAGUUCAUGUUACCUGUUUUAAUCACGUGACGACGUGUCCCAGUACACAAAAGGGCACUGGUUGACAUUCUUCUUAAUGUAUUUAGUGAGGAUCAUAAGAAAUCCUUUCAGAGUUUAAAUGUCCCUGGGACAGGCAUACAGGCUCUAGUCAAGAAUGAAUUCUAGUGAAGGAAAGCUGUGUGACACCUGGCAUGCCUCUAUGUUCACGGAGCUUCUUUGAGCCUAGAAGAUUGAUUUUACCAUCUAGACCUCUCUGGCUAAUACCUAUUCUUCAGCCACAUUGGUUAAUCUGACACAGGAAUUUGCUUCUUUUCUUUGAAUGAAAAACACUUUGAAAAUAAUAACAACCAUUAUUAUAAACCAAUAUAUGUGGGAGUAUUAGUUGAAACCAAAAGGAGAUUUAGUAGACAGUAUUAUACUGCAUUUGAAAAUCAAGGGGAAGUUUAUGCAACUUAAAAUGUUUACAAGCUGCAGUCAAUCUACUGUUUGUGAAGGUCAAAGUAUUAUGAGGAAAAGUGUCUAUACAAUCACAGUUAUGUUUCCUCACAGAGUUCUUUACAAAGAGUGAACUAUGUUUUUAUACCUCUUGGUUUCAGUUAGAGGCAUAUUUUGUGCCAUAUUUAUGUUAAUGUGUCUGUACAUGAUGAAUGAAUUAUUUCAGUCAUACAUUGCCUAAAUCAUAACUUUAUGAUGCUUGGGAAAGAAUCAAUAGCUACAACUUCAUGAAGUUCUAAUGUCUGUGUUCCAAAAUAUGUCACUUUAUUAGGAUGUAGGGAGAGAUGUAUGUGCGCUCCCUGGGGUGGGCAUUUCUAGUCACUAGACCAUCUCCAUUUUUAGCAUUUGGCAUCCUCAUGAUACUUUUAUACAUAUGACAUUAAUAGGACAGCAAUAAUAUGAUUUUACAGAUGGAAUAACAGAUUUGCCUGCAUUCACUGAAAGCGUGCAAAUAUUUAGUCCUUGUGACUUCAACUGACUCUUCUAUUUUAGAGCCUUGGGCUAGAAAUCAAACCACUGUUAAUUAGCCCCCUUGUUUGGUCUAACAGUUUUUCUUUAUAAUGCUGAAACUGGGUUUAUCUGAUACACUGAUAAAUUAUUUCAAAAGUAUUUUUAUAGUUCAAAUCACUUCACUUUUACCCUGAUAAAUAUAAAUGACUAGGAAUGACCUUCAGAUCGCGUUUAGCAUCUGUAACCAAUCUGACAAUAAUGUGUUCAUCAGGUACCUAUGGAUGAAAUCACACACUAGCAUGUUUAAGCUGAAUGUCAGUCUGGAAAAGAAAUGUACUGUAUUAACUGAAAUACCACUCUUUGUGUAGAUAUUUUGUAAUUUUUUAAAAAAGCUAAAAAGAAUAGAAAUUGUAUGAUAAUAACUUAAGUUUUUCUUCAAAGUGCACGCAGUCUUUUGCAAUACCUCAUUCAGCCAAGUAUUUGGUCUCUUCCUCAUUCAGUAUAAGGCAGCUUUCAAUUUGCUGAGAAGGCAGCAUUAGAAGGUUAGAGUUUAUCAGAAACAUAGAACUUUAAAGUGUGAGUUCAACUGAAUAAAUUUGAAUUUCUGUAGGAAGUAAAGAAUUAAAACACCUAUUUAAAGAUUGCAAUAUAUAAUCAUUUUUAAAGUAUUUGAUUAAACCUGAUAGGUUUUCCAGAAAUGAAAAAAAAUCAGUUCUAAAACCAAAGCUGAUAUUUAGAAGAUGUGAAAAUGUAAGUCAGCCCUAUUCAUAAUAGAGUUUCUCUAAAACUUUAUCUUAAAGAGUCACUUUAAAAGACUAAAACUAUUCAAAAAUGUAACUACUAUGUUAAUGUUCGGAAAUAAGUUAAAACAUUUUAAAACAUGAAUACUGUAGUUUAAAAGAAAGAAACUGGGGAAAGGAAAAGUAGAGAAAGAAAUGUCAAUUCCAAUGCAAAGCUUUAUCUGCCAAGUUUUCUUAGAAUGACUUUUGCCAAUUUAUGAAUUCCUGUAAACAGAAUGUAUAAUGGAAAUACGGAAACCCUGUUGCCUAAAGUCACGUUAUUGACUGCUACUGUGAUGCUACUGUAAUGUAAUAAAUUAGGAAAUUGUUGCAAAGUGCU
Molecule: messenger RNA, 5133 nt
Organism: Rhinopithecus roxellana (golden snub-nosed monkey)
Lineage: Eukaryota; Metazoa; Chordata; Mammalia; Primates; Cercopithecidae
Product: golgin subfamily A member 6C-like
Biological process (GO): Golgi organization; spindle assembly
Cellular component (GO): Golgi apparatus; cis-Golgi network; Golgi cis cisterna
Molecular function (GO): protein binding
Source: RefSeq, a predicted model, not a curated record